GCUUGGCCUGUUUCAGCUGUGUGGGUGCCGACGCCAACGUCACUACCGGGCACGGCACAGAGGAGCUCACCUGUGGCACGGCCAAGGGAUGCACAGGGAACGGGACACAGCUGCGGCGGCAGAGCCACUUCUCCCGGUGCCCAGAGGAGUACAGGCACUACUGCGUCAAAGGGAGGUGUCGCUUCCUCGUGGCUGAGGAGGCACCUGCUUGCAGGUGUGACCGAGGCUACACGGGGGCUCGCUGCGAGAGGGUGGAUCUGUUCUACCUGCGAGGGGACCAGGGCCAGAUCGUCAUCAUCUCUCUGAUUGCUGCCAUUGUCACCCUCAUCAUCCUC
Molecule: messenger RNA, 335 nt
Organism: Acanthisitta chloris (rifleman)
Lineage: Eukaryota; Metazoa; Chordata; Aves; Passeriformes; Acanthisittidae
Gene: BTC
Product: betacellulin
Exons: 3
Biological process (GO): positive regulation of cell population proliferation; epidermal growth factor receptor signaling pathway; positive regulation of mitotic nuclear division
Source: RefSeq, a predicted model, not a curated record